Exophiala mesophila is the source of this 971-nucleotide messenger RNA. RefSeq lists its product as uncharacterized. Lineage: Eukaryota; Fungi; Ascomycota; Eurotiomycetes; Chaetothyriales; Herpotrichiellaceae. The record is from RefSeq and is a predicted model, not a curated record. Gene Ontology annotation, molecular function: flavin-dependent sulfhydryl oxidase activity; flavin adenine dinucleotide binding. The transcript has 2 exons. Bases 120 to 740 code for a protein of 206 amino acids. Gene Ontology annotation, cellular component: mitochondrion.
CAUCCAUGUUGACACUUUCAUAAUACUUGAGACCUUUCACCAACACCAGUCAAGGCUAGAGCCAGUUGUGCAACGAGUUUGGAGUCGGAUUCGAAGACGGAGACGUCAGAGGGUCGUACAUGUCUUUUCCUUUUCCUACCCGGCAGCGUCUCCCACCCUCAUCCACCGAUGACCAAAACCAACAAGAGCGAGAUGGGCCCGUAGCAACGAAGAGUGGGCAUGGAGGCGUCGUGCUGGACAAAGAUGGAAAACCGUGUCGAACAUGCACCUCAUCAGCUGAGUGGAAGGCGAUGAUGGGAACCUUUGGAGGCGGCAACAAGACCAAAGCCACUGCUUCUACAUCGACGUCGACGUCAACGACGACCUCAACUUUGACCAACGAUACUACUCCCGACGAUUGUCCCGCCGAUGUCGAACAAUUGGGACGUUCAACCUGGACAUUACUCCACACCAUGGCGGCUCAGUACCCACCCAAAGCUCCUCCUACAACGCAGUCGGUAAUGAAACAAUUCAUCUCGACAUUUUCACAAUUAUACCCUUGUUGGGUAUGCGCAGAUGAUUUUCGGUCGUGGAUGGUUCAGCCAGGGAAUGAGCCCAAAGUGGGUGGAAGAGAUGAGUUGGGCAACUGGAUGUGCCUGGCACAUAACGUGGUCAAUGUCAAACUGGGCAAGAAAGAGUUUGAUUGUUCAUUGUGGAAGCAACGGUGGAAGGAUGGCUGGGAUGAUGGCAGAUGUGAUUGAAAAGAGAGUCCCCGUCAACCACCGCCCACACCAUCACCACGAUGACAAACACAAUUUGUUCUCGGUCUCUGUGUUGACCGCAGUAUUUGGCAGAUUCACACAUGAGCAUGGGCCCUUGAAUCUCGCCUCAGAUCCAAGAGAAUAUCUCCACACUUGUAUAGAUAGCAUGAUAGAACAGACCUCUACGUGUACAACAGAUGUAAUAAUGAAACCCAUUGAAAUGAUCAAAUA